Gongylonema pulchrum is the source of this 201-nucleotide messenger RNA. Lineage: Eukaryota; Metazoa; Nematoda; Chromadorea; Rhabditida; Gongylonematidae. The record is from the annotation of a GenBank genome assembly.
AUGCAGUCGGCUUUGUUUGACUUUGUGAUGGCAGUAGCCGGUGCGAUAUUGUUUUCCAUUUAUUUGGUUUUCGAUAUCGAUCGCAUAAUGCAUCACAGUUCACCGGAAGACUACAUCGAAGCAUGCGUAUCGAUCUAUUUGGACAUUAUCAAUAUUUUCUUAAGAAUUCUACAGAUUCUGAACGAAAUCAAUCGAAAUUAG